UUCUGCAAGUUUCUAGAUGGCUCUCUAAAGCAUUUGCCAGAAGGUGGCGACAAAAGUCCUGAUUGCCCAGACCUGUCCCAGGUGCUGAUCCCAGUUUCGAAGCCCUAGAGAAACUGGUCAGCGAUCGCCAAGUUCUCCCUAAAGGUUUGCAAGCUCUGGUAAGAAAAGCAAAGGGCCAUUAAAAAACAAAACAAAACAAAACAACAACCCGACCUCAUUUACAACACAAAGGCAAACUAUUCCCUUCUCUAAAUUCACUUGCCACAAAGCUAUGGGAGGGAGAUGGCAAUGUUCACUGAAAUUAAAAAGGCAAUGGUGAGGGAAAGGCAGGUUUGUGUGUGUGUGUGAGUGUGUGUGGAAUACAUACCGAAUUGAUUUUUUCUUUCACUUUGAGAUGCAGCUGUUUACCUGUCCUUUGACACACCCUUUAUAAUUGCUUUCUCCCCCAGUUUCUCAAGGUUAAAAAAAGUCACAGGCAAUAUCCUCCCCAAAAGAGUCGGCCUGUAUUGUGAGAUGAUAAACGGGGGUGGUUUUUAAAAAGCUAAGACACAUUCCAUCUUCUUUCCAUCAAUUAGUAAUAAUAAUUUACAGACUGACCAGGGCUGUCCAUCUCCCCAUUCGGGCUCCGUGUGCCUCCUUUUCUCAUUUCCUAUUGCCACUCCGUGAUGCUGACUCUCCUUAAGAAUCGGACAGAAAUACGAAGCAGCGGGUAAUUAGAUUUUUCUCCCCUCAAUUUUGGCUGGGUGGGAGGCGGAGUUAUUUAUUGUAAUGUUGGUCUGACCGGCGGAUCCGCUGUGUGUAAGCGAAUUCUGAGUCUCUUGUCGACAAAAAGGGAAUUGAACGCAAAGAGGCUGAGCUAGAGGGAGAGGAGGGCGGGGAACCAGGGGGAAAGAGACACCAGGGGUUGGGGAAGUGUUAGGAAAGGAGAGUUAGCGUAGGAGGGAGGGAGACGGGCUGUCGGAGCAGCACACGGAGGGAUAAAGAAAGGGGAGUGAGAACCGAGAGGGAGACCGAAAGGGAAGGAUAGUGGGAGACAGAGGGAGACGGAGGAGACUUACAAGAAAGAGAAGAGAGGAGAGGAGAGACAGGGAGGAGGAGAAGGAGAGGAGGACUGGAGAGUGACUGUGGAGGAUGGUGUUUCUCUAUUCCAGAUACUUCUAAGAUUGGAGACCCUUUUGGUAGUGGGGAGACUCCGGGUCUGGCAGCCAGUUAGGCAGCGGCAAAGUAAAAUGUACAGCGAGAGACAGACGUUCUGGCCACCUCUCCGCGUCUCAGAGAUCCCGGAGCUGUUCUCCGGCCAAUUCGUCUCUAAGCUGGAGUCUCUGAGCGCGCUGGACUACGAGAGCCCAGGGAGCGACUAGAAGCUCGCUGCCCCGCGGAGAUGCCUUCGCCUGAGCAGUAAGAACUUCCUGCUUGAGUCCCUGCAUCCGCUCCCUCCUGAAACUCCCCAGGACAGAGGGGAGGAAGACCCCAGGGGGAGGGGGGAGGGGGAUCCUGGCGCAGCUCUUUCUCCCCUCCCCUCCCCCGCCCGGCACGCAGGCAUGGAUCUGCUCAGCUUUGGACAGGGCAACAACACCACGUCGCCCCAGGGUCCCUUCGGGAUACGCGGCAACGCUACUGACAUCUCCGACGUGACCUUCAGCUACCAAGUGAUCACUUCUCUCCUGCUGGGCACGCUCAUCUUCUGCGCGGUGCUGGGCAAUGCGUGCGUGGUGGCCGCCAUUGCCCUGGAGCGCUCCCUGCAGAACGUGGCGAAUUAUCUCAUAGGCUCACUGGCCGUCACCGACCUCAUGGUGUCGGUGCUGGUGCUGCCCAUGGCCGCGUUAUACCAGGUGCUCAACAAGUGGACUCUGGGACAGGUCACCUGUGACCUGUUCAUCGCCCUCGACGUGCUGUGUUGCACCUCGUCCAUUCUGCACCUGUGCGCCAUCGCGCUGGACAGGUACUGGGCCAUCACGGACCCCAUCGACUACGUGAACAAGAGGACGCCCCGGCGCGCCGCUGCGCUCAUCUCGCUCACUUGGCUCAUUGGCUUCCUCAUCUCCAUUCCACCCAUGCUGGGCUGGCGCACCCCUGAAGACCGCUCGGACCCGGACGCAUGCACCAUCAGCAAGGACCAUGGUUACACUAUUUACUCCACCUUUGGCGCCUUCUACAUCCCUCUGCUGCUCAUGCUGGUUCUCUACGGGCGCAUUUUCCGAGCCGCGCGCUUCCGCAUCCGCAAGACAGUCAAGAAGGUGGAGAAGAAAGGAGCCAACACCCGCCUUGGGGCGUCACGGACCCCGCAGCCCAAGAAGAGUGUAAAUGGCGAGCAGGGGAACAGAGACUGGAGGCAGGGCAUAGAGAACAAGGCAGCAGGGCCUCUGUGCGCCAACGGCGCCGUGAGGCAGGGCGAAGACGGCGCCGCUCUGGAGGUGAUCGAAGUGCACCGGGUGGGCAACUCCAAAGAGCACCUGCCGCUGCCCAGCGAGGCGGGUACUGUCCCCUGCGUCCCCGCCUCCUUCGAGAAGAAAAAUGAGCGCAACGCAGAGGCCAAGCGCAAGAUGGCCCUGGCCCGCGAGAGGAAGACGGUGAAGACGCUGGGCAUUAUUAUGGGCACCUUCAUCCUCUGCUGGUUGCCCUUCUUCAUCGUGGCCCUAGUUCUGCCCUUCUGCGAGAGCAGGUGCCACAUGCCCACCCUGUUGGGCGCCAUAAUCAACUGGCUGGGCUACUCCAACUCUCUCCUCAACCCGGUCAUUUACGCCUACUUCAAUAAGGACUUCCAAAACGCGUUUAAGAAGAUCAUCAAGUGCAAGUUCUGCCGCCGAUGAUGACGGAGUAGCUGGCUAGUAGGCCCACCCCAACCAGUCUGCCUCCUCCAGCCCUCUGCAAUCAAAACCUUUGCUAGCUUUCCUCUGACUUUCUCAGCUGCUUGGCCCGCUGCUUCCAGACCUCGUCCCCCCCGCCCCCGCCCCGCCCCCAGCCCUCAAUCCCCUGCGCGGAAGGAGGGCGCACUGUGCGAAGAGGUUCCAGAGGCGGGGCAAGAGAGUCUGGGAAACUACCCGGAUCUGUGACGUGCGUCUGAGGCUCAAACUUUGGCCUCAGAAUCAGUUUUGAUCCCAGCAAUUGCCUCUUCCCUCUUCUGCCCCUUAAAUCUUCACGGCUGAAGUUUAAGCCUCAGCGGUCCACGGCAAAAAAAAAAAAAAAUUUCACACAGGCCCUGCGCCCACUAAAGGCUCCCACCUGAUCACUUCACUGCUAGGACUCGGACUUACUGUUCAGAGUGCUGAGCUCCAUCCCCCAACAACCCCACCCCCGCCACGCCCUCUGGCCCUAGAAAUGUUUAGUUUGUUUUUUUUGUGGGGUUUUUUUUUUUUCGGUCUCAUUCCUUCUUUCCUUUCCUAUCUUCCCUUUUUUGCCCUCUCCAGUCCCUAAGCAGUAGUUCGCUAGUCGGGAAAGGUGGGAGGGUCGGCUUCAGUGUCCCCGGGAAUCCCCGCCUUCAGGUGCAGCCUCGCAGAGUAGCUCCGCCGCGCACAAACCCAGGCUUUGUUUGCUUGGAUUCAAGACAAGUGGCCAGAAGUUGUCUCUUAAAGUGAACUUCUAAGUGUAAGGCUGGGCCAGUGGGAGAGAGCGAGGAGACAGUGCAGAACGAAUUUAUCCGUUCUUGCCUUGGUGUCAGCACUCACCAAAGAAACUGACAGUUACUGGGAAGGGAGAGCAGACUUGUAUUAACUGGUUGCUGGCGAAGUCUGUGCGUGUUGGCAUCGCCACUUACCUACUGUGGGAGGCGCCCGCCGGCCACACAGCGCGCGCUGGAGGCGCCUAGCUGCCAGGAGUCCGCGCGUCUGCCCAGCUCUCUCAGUUCUGGCGUGCGCUGCGCGCGCGCAGCGAGAACUAUUGCGGAGCUGCUGGAUCCCUCCGCCUACGCCCAGGACCCGCUGAAGAGGAGGUAAACAACAGUUCCGGUUUGCGGAAGCUGGCGGCGUUAGGUUCCGCGGAGUUCUCGGGCCCCGAAAGACCAGCAGGACGCAAGGCGUGGCGUUGUCCAGGUGGCUCUAGCUGGCACACCCCUUGGAACCUGAAAUGACAGUAUUAUCCAAAGGAUGCGGACUCUUUCCUCUUAAUUCACCCUCUAAUUCCAAUAGGGAGAUAGUUCUGCUUAGCACGUCCUAGCACCACACAGGAUUUGUUCUACUGGACGUCCAGGACACUUAGUUACCAGGACCUUUGUUUCCAAAUGGGAAUUCUGGGCUUUCAGUAGAAUGCGCCCCUAUAGGUUAAGCACUAUCCGUGACCUCAGAGGCGCUUAACUUAAAUAAUGAGCCCCUAAAGGACUAGUUAGGUGUACUCUCUCUCUGGAGUCCCUGAGAAUCAAUCAUGUACAUUUGCUGCUUGGCUUGACUGUCCUGCACCACAGAUUUGCCAGAAACCGGCCUCUUGCCAUUUGAAUAUCGUGGAGCACUCCAAGCUUUCUUCCUCUCAAAAGUUAUCCUUUCAGCCUUGCCACUCCCGCUGAAAAACAGGUUAUAAUCCUUACUGCCCCCCCGAACGGAAGUUUUUCGGUGCUGUAUUUGAAUGUAAAUUUUAUCCACGUGACCGUGACCGUGACCGGGAUCAAGAGGUUUGUUAAAGUUAGAUCUAGCCUCUAAUUUUCUGAUGAAUAACUGUUUCGUUCUGCGGUAAUUGCACGAAUUUAUAAUUCUUACUCCCCUCUCCCUUCCUGUGUACAUUUAGAAUGAUUGCGUCUGCUGUUUUGAGAACCAUGUUGCAAAUGUUGCCAAUGAAAAGUUCACUUGUGCUAAAAUUAGGAAGGUGAAAAGACAGCUGUAUCACUUGUAGUCACUUUAUUGUUUUUGUCAAGCGGAACAAAGCCUCUAUUUUUUUUUUCAGACCUAAACUGAGAGUAAGCAUCAUAUCCCGUUAAAACAGAAAAAGUCUAAGAACUCUGGGAACUCAGUGGAUGGUUUGUCUAUGCGUAUGUAAUACUGAUAAGGGGCUAAUGGUAGA
This is a messenger RNA of Vicugna pacos (alpaca), 4986 nucleotides long. The record is from RefSeq and is a predicted model, not a curated record. NCBI's taxonomy places the organism in Eukaryota, Metazoa, Chordata, Mammalia, Artiodactyla, Camelidae.